AUGGUAAAAACAGAGUCUUUUGUUCAAGAACCAAAUAGAGUUGAUGUUCUGGAAGAAACCUCGGGCAACAUUACGAAAAUCGGGCCCGAAAUUCCUCGGAUCACAUUAGAAGCUCUACUUAGCGACGAAAUUCCAUCUUCUCACCUAAGAAGAUUAUGGGUUGACCCACCGCAAUGCAGGAUUUUCAGAAACGCAAUGAUAGAUUUGUUGAACAUUUAUCAAGCCCGGGGCUUGAAAGACGAGAUAAUAGAUCAUUUCAGAACUCUGACUAUCAAAUAUGCUCACCGUAUUCAAAAACGUAAUAAUUUCGUAAGCAAUGAAAAUACCAACAAUAACUAUGUAAUACCCAAUAACCAGAGAAAACAAAAAGAUGGAUAUGCCAUGUUACCUUUGGACGUAAAUCCUGCAGGAACGAUGGAAAGAUACUUGGGCCAGACUGCCCAUUUCAAAUGCUCUUCCAAAAAGGGACAAGAAGCAGUUAUUUGGUCUAAGAGAAACGGGUCUUUACCUCCACAGGCUCAAAUCAAUGGAGGGAAUCUUGUGAUACCCAAUUUACAACAAGAUGAUUUUGGUUUGUAUGAUUGCAGUAUGUCUGAUCCAAAAAUUAUGCCACUCACCAUUAUGUUAAGGCAACUUAGCGCGGGUAGUCAGACUUCGGAAUAUGAUAGUUCUCAGAAUGAAGAAAAUCAUUAUCAGCCCAAAUAUUUCGUUCAACAACCAUACUCUUAUCCCGUACAAGAAACCAUUGAUCAGUUGCAAGAUUCUUCCAGAAGGCCUCUUACUCGAGAUGAAGCUUACCUUCAAGGAACGAUUUAUGAUCCCAAUUUUCAAUGGCCAAGUCAGGCUAUUGACCCUACGAAAUACAUAAAGCCUCCAGGGUAUCCUAAAUCUGGAUACACAUAUUCCCACACUCCAGGACAAUAUUCUUAUCCUGCAAAGUACCAAAAAUUUUAUCCGGGGAAAUACAUAAAAUCUCCUCCUUAUCUGACGACUAGCCCCAGGACAAUACCAGUUACUCCCAGACCGAUUAGGCCAGCUAAACCGAGGCCGAUUCGACCAGGACACAUGGAUAUGGUGGCCAAACCGCCAGGAGCCAUGGCAACAUUAGGGUCAGAGGUAGAAUUUAUAUGUACAUGCCUUGUCAUUCCCCAAAACAGUUACUGCUAUGUUACAUGGACUCGCCCAUCGAAUAUUAAAAUGUCCCCUAAUGCGGAGAUUAUUGAAGGCAACUUAACUAUUCGUAAUAUAAGUAAUGAAGAUUAUGGAUUGUAUAAAUGUGUGUCUAAGAAUGGAAAGCAAACAAUCACUGUAGUUUUAGAGAAACUGCCAAGAAAAGGAGCUCAAGUUAUAAGUGGAGAAGGAGUCCCUCAAUUGAGUGGAGAAAUUUUGUCAACUGAGAAUACAUCUCCAACCAAGGAAACAACUACUCUCUCCAAAGAGGUUACAACAAGCUCUGCUGAGGAAAAUCAAGCUAUAUCCACCGCGCUCUCAACAGAUGCUUCAACCAUAAAUCUUGAAAUGGCUACUACGAUAGUAACAGAAAUUGUUACCACAGAAAUGAAUGUGACAAAAGUUAUAAUUUCUGCGGAGGCUAUAACUGUAGCAGCGGAAACCUCCACCAUAUUAAUAACUACAACAGAGGCUUCUACUACAGGUGGCGUUGCUACAGAUGAAACAAUGGGGGCUUCAGAGAUUACACCUACUACAAAAAUGGUCACUACGGGAGAGACGACAACUAUACUAAACGUUGUAGUGCCUGUGGAGGAUGUGAGUUCGGGUCCUGAGGCUACUUCUAUUAUAACUGAGAUCGUUACCACUGAAGUUAGUGAAACAAAUGUUACUACUCCCGCCGUAGUGGUGACUACUAUAACUGAGGGAGAAGCGAGUCCUGCAGAUGCUGCCACGGCAGGGGAAUCCCCCACUACAUUCGCGAUUCCAGCAGUGGCAUCAGAGAUCACAACUAGUGAGGGCUUAGUUACUACAGGAGAGACUACAACUAUAUUAAAUGUUGUAGUGCCGGUGGAAGAUCUGACAAGCUCGGGAUUUGAGGCUACCACUAUUAUAACCGAGAUCGUUGCCACUGUAGCUCUUGGAACAGAGGUAACUACUCCCGCCAUAGUGGUGACUACUAUAACUGAAGGAGAGGCGAGUCUAUCAAAAGCUGCUACUGUGGUAGGAGAAUCCUCCACUACAUCUGCGACUCCAACAGUGUCUUCAGAGAUCACAACUAUUGAGGGAUUGAUUACUACGGGAGAGACGACAACCAUAUUAAACGUUAUAGUGCCUGUGGAGAAUGUGACAAGCAGGGGUCUUGAGUCUACUACUAUUAUAACCGAGAUCGUUACCACUGAAGUUAGUGGAACAGAGGUUACUUCUCCCGCCGUAGUGGUGACAACUGUAACUGAGGGAGAGGCGAGUCCUGCAGAGGCUGCUACUGUGGCAGGGGAAUCCUCCACUAUAUCCGCGACUCCAACUGUGGCUUCAGUGAUCACAACUACUGAGGGAUUGGUUACUGCGAGAGAGACGACAACUAUAUUAAACAUUGUAUCGCCUGUGGAGGAUGUGGCAAGCCCGGGUCUUGAGGCUACUACUAUUAUAACCGAGAUCGUUACCACUGAAGUUAGUGGAACAGAGAUUACUACUGCCUCCAUAAUGGCUACUGUAACUGAGGGAGAGGCGAGUCCUGCAGAGGUUCCUACUGUGGCAGGGAAUACCUCCACUACAUCUGCGACAACAGUGGCUUUAGAGGUGACAACUACUGAACAAUUGCUUACUACUGGAGAGACGGCACUUGUAUCAAGCGUUGUAGUGCCUGUGGAAGAUGCUGCAAGUCCAGGUCUCGAGGCCACAACUAUUAUAACAGAGAUUGUUACCUCGGAAGUUAGUGGAAUAGAGCAACUCAGGUUGCAGAGAUCACUACUAUUGAGGGAUUAG
Messenger RNA from Gordionus sp. m RMFG-2023, 2934 nucleotides. RefSeq lists its product as uncharacterized. The transcript is spliced from 7 exons. The record is from RefSeq and is a predicted model, not a curated record. The coding region runs from base 1 to 2934 and encodes 977 amino acids. NCBI's taxonomy places the organism in Eukaryota, Metazoa, Nematomorpha, Gordioida, Chordodea, Parachordodidae.